AUGACUACUGCUACGACUACAACUACUAAUGCUAAUGCUAACACCAAUCAGCCACAACCAGCUGACAAAUCGUCUUCAACACCAAGUGCCACACCAAGUGCAACACCAAGUGCAACCGCAACAGCAACUCCAACUCCAACAGUAACUCCUAAACCUGCACCCACUCCAGUACAAUUAUCCCAAGAUCGUGCAUCCAAUAUUGGGUGGUUCUUUAUUAAAUCUUAUUACGAUUUCUUCAUUUCCAAAUUAGAUGAGAUCCACAAGAUCUAUCACCCACAGGCCUCGAUCAAUCACGAUGCUUUCCCUGGAAGCAACAUUGAUAAAUCCGAAAUUGAUGCAUCUAAUGAUAGUGCCAAAGAUGUUCCUAUUGCAUACAAGGCAAAAGGUACUGAUGCUAUCAAGGAAACUUUUUCCAAAUAUUUAUCAAUGAGGAAGAACAAUCGAAUUGUGAUUACUAGUGCAUGUUUUGAAGUUUCUUUAGAGAAAAACAUUAUUAUUGUUGUAUUUGGAGAAUGGAGUUCCAAUGAUGAACCAUAUAAACAAUUCACCCAAACAUUUGUUUUGGUGCCAGGUAAAACUGACAACACUUAUGAUGUUGCUAACGAUAUCUUGAAAUUUGUUAGUGUUAAUGGUUAUAAAGAAAAGCAUGAACAAAAAAAGGAGCAAGAAGUCAAGGCUUCUCCUCAAACUGCUGUUAAUGGUGGUAGUGGCAGUAGCAACAACAGUACCGCUACUACCAAAAAACCAGCUGUUCCAGCAACUGAAUCUCAACCUACCAACAAGGCUACAGUUGAAUCGACUCAACCAGCCAGUGGAUUGAAAGUAGAACCAUCAAAGAAAGAAGAUGUUAAAGUUGCUAAUGGUGUUAAAGAAGAAGGUAAAAGGGAAGAACCUGAAAGAACUCAACCAACUAAAUCAGAUGUUAAAGUUGAAAAAGGAGAAGAAAACCAAGAGCAAGAACCAAUCAUCAACAAAGAAUUGAAGAAAGAAGAUUCAACGAAAGAUCAACUGAAUGAAGCUGCAGUCAUUGCUACCCAAACUUCGAAACCAGCUACUACUAAGAAUGAAGAAUCCAAAGAAGAAAAAACAACAGCCACCAAAGAGGAAGCAAAGCAAUCUGUAGUUAAAAAGGCUCAAGAACCUACAAAGCCUGCUGCACCACCACAACAACCAUUGACUUGGGCAGCAUUAGCUCAACAAGCUGUUCCUAUCAAACAAACUACCAAAUCAACUGGAUCUUCAUCAACUGUUGCUAAACCAGUAUCUACUAGUAGUGCAACCACCAAAAAACUGGUUGCUGGUUCUGUUUCCACUGGUUCAGUCAACAAUUCUACUGCAUCAUCUGGUCAACAUGGAUCUAAUGGUGGAAAGUUUAGAAAAGAAGAUUGGUAUCCAAUAUAUAUUAGAGGUAUACGUCUGUUGGAUGAAAAAGAAUUAAAAGAUCAUUUGAGUAGAAAAUUUGGUGAAUUGAAAUUUUUCAAAGUUAAUCAAAAUAUUGCCUUAGUUGAUUUUGUACAUCAAGAAGCUCAACGUAAGGCAUUAGAUACAAAGGAAACAACUUUGGAUGGUGUUACUUUUGCAUUAGAACCAAGAGAAUCUAAAACUGGUAAUAAUUUUCAUAACAAUUCCAGUAGCAAUAAUAAUAACAAUGGUGCUGGUGGUAGUGGUAAUAGUGGUGGUUAUAGAAAGUUUGGUGGUAGUGGCGGCCAAUCUAAAGAAGGUGGCAGUGGUGGUGCCAAAAAUAAAGACAAAUUUGACAAUAAAAAGAUCAAUGGUAGUGGGAACAAGAAGAACCUCAAUAAAGCCCUUUCCAAAUAA
Molecule: messenger RNA, 1818 nt
Organism: Candida dubliniensis CD36
Lineage: Eukaryota; Fungi; Ascomycota; Pichiomycetes; Serinales; Debaryomycetaceae
Exons: 1
Coding region: 1-1818 (605 amino acids)
Biological process (GO): protein deubiquitination; ribophagy
Cellular component (GO): cytosol; ribonucleoprotein complex; Ubp3-Bre5 deubiquitination complex
Molecular function (GO): mRNA binding
Source: RefSeq, a predicted model, not a curated record